AUGGACAAUGUGAAGCCCAUUCUCUCCAACAUCAUCGAUGAAGCAGAUGUGUCGAUACGCGUCGGGUUUGACGAGGUCGGCCGGCUGCCCGAGAUCCUGAAGGCCGUGCCCCAGGAGGAGAUUGAGCGGCUGCAGAGGAACAUCGGCAGGUUCUGGAGGAGGUUUGCCUACACCUCACACCGCGUGUACCAGAAGAGGCUGAGGGACAUCCAGGAGCGCAACCUUGCGCUGCCCGCCCUGGACACCGAUGUCACCCUGCUGCCUGAGCGGGAGGGCAUGUUCGACCUGGAACAGAGUGACGCCAUGCAGACCAUCUUGGAGUGGCUGUAUGGCCGCAUGGACUAG
Molecule: messenger RNA, 345 nt
Organism: Auxenochlorella protothecoides
Lineage: Eukaryota; Viridiplantae; Chlorophyta; Trebouxiophyceae; Chlorellales; Chlorellaceae
Exons: 3
Coding region: 1-345 (114 amino acids)
Source: RefSeq, a predicted model, not a curated record